AUGCUGACUUCAAUCCACUCGCGAACAUCGUACGUAAUAUCCGCCUUAGUGACAGCGGAAACUUCAGAAUGCCUUCUUAAACGGACUGAACAUUUUAUCGAGCAUUUGCAACAAUACCCUGAAGCUAGGGAUUACGCUAUAAAGGAAGGCGCAUCUUUUGGUGAUGACGUCAAAGGAAUUGUUAAUGAGGCUUUAGCUCUGAUGGGGUACACAGGCCCGACAAAGAGCCGUGGUCCCAAUGUAUUGUCAAUAGAUGGCGGUGGUAUUCGAGGAAUUAUCGCGAUUGAGAUAUUGCGGCAUCUAGAAAUAUUGACUGGGAAAAAAGUUCACGAACUAUUUGAUUAUAUUGUUGGAGUUAGCACAGGAGCUAUCAUUGCCGCAGUUAUAGCAAGUGGAGCAGGCACCUUAGAGACUGCCAAUCAAAUGUACGUCACUCUGUCUAAACAAAUGUUUGGAAACACAUCACUUAUUGGCGGUACGUCAAGAUUAGUAUGGACCCACUCGUACUACGACACAGAGGCGUGGGAGAAAAUGUUACAGGAUAAUUUAAAAGGCAUCACUCUUACUGAAUGCAACCGUUAUAAUAUGCCUAAAAUGUCAGUGGUAUCGUGCGUAGUGAACUCCGGUUCCCGUCUCGCCCCGUUCCUAUUCCGUACGUACGAGUGCGGGUUCCGCGUACGAUCCGUAUUUCCUGGAACGAGUCGGGCUCAACUCUGGCAGGCUGUGAGAGCAUCUGCCGCCGCACCCACUUAUUUCACUGAAUUCAACUUAGAUGGAUUAUUGCAUCAGGAUGGAGGGAUCAUGGUGAACAAUCCAACAGCAGUGGGCCUACUACGGCCUACAUGA
This is a messenger RNA of Pieris macdunnoughi, 846 nucleotides long. The record is from the annotation of a GenBank genome assembly. NCBI's taxonomy places the organism in Eukaryota, Metazoa, Arthropoda, Insecta, Lepidoptera, Pieridae.